Molecule: messenger RNA, 1954 nt
Organism: Teleopsis dalmanni
Lineage: Eukaryota; Metazoa; Arthropoda; Insecta; Diptera; Diopsidae
Exons: 2
Coding region: 47-1543 (498 amino acids)
Molecular function (GO): nucleic acid binding
Source: RefSeq, a predicted model, not a curated record
UGUGCUGUUUUAAUAAAGAUAAUCCUGAAUAUAGGUAUUCUCUUAAAUGGCUGACUUAAAUUCUACUAUUCAAACCAAGAAACCAAAAAAACCUAAACGAAAAUGUAAAAAAAAUAGCAUAUUGUUGAUGAUCAUGAACCUACCACCCUCGAUGACCGAAAAAGAAUUUCUCGAACAGGCAGGUGAAGUCCCCGAAAACUAUGAUUUCCGCUUUUUUGAUGCAGACUUGUCUUUAGAAAAUGCAACAAGUAAUGUACAAAUUGAAAUUGAUGGAAAAUAUUUACAUAAAUUUCUUAAUAUAUAUGAUGGAUACAAUUUUGUCGAUCAAAAAGGUGUGACCUAUUUGUCAUAUGUUGCAUGUGAUCCACCGCUGGAGCAGACAAUUGAAAACUCCACCAUACGUAAAAAUUUGACAAAUAAUUGCACUAAAAAAAAGUCUGCAGUCACUAUUCCAACACAGCAAGCGAUGGAACACAAAAGUCAGAACAGCCUUAAAGAUCACGUUCUUAAGAUCGGUGAUGAGAACACUACGUGUGGAAAGACGGUUGGUUUUGUUAAAGAGGAUGCAAGUAAAUUUAAGCCCAAAAGUCAUAACAAACACAAUGCAAAGGGUUUGAAUACGAACACUACUCCACCUACAAAUGUUAGUAAUCUUGGCCUGGGUGCAAAAGUACAACUAUCACAACGGAGUGCUACAGAAGCUCUCCGUGUACCAACGGUUAAGGAUGAUAUUCUCAAAAUUGGUGAUACAUCACCCACGGUGAAUGCUGGUCCCAAAUGUGGAAAGAUGGUUAAAUUGGUUAAUGAAGAUGCAAACAAAGUUAAACUCAAAAGUCAUAAACUAAACAAUGCAAAGGGUUUGAAUAAGAAAACUUCUCCACCUACAAAUGUUAGUAAUCUUGGCCUGGGUGCAAAAGUACAACUAUCGCAAAGGAAUGCUACACAAGCUCUCCGUGUACCGGGAUAUAAAAAAGGUGCGGUAGAUCAGAAAGGUCAGUCUGACGUCAAGGAUCACGUUCUCAAAAUUGAUGAUACAUCAUCCAUUGAGAAUGCUGGUCCUAAAUGUGGAAAGAUGACUAGAUUAAUUAAAGAGAAUGCAAAUAAAGUUAAGCCAAAAUGUUAUAAAAACAAUUUCAAUGCAAAGGGUUUGAGUGAAAAUGUUUCGCCAUCUGUAACUGCUGGUAACCAAGGCCUGGGUGCAAAUCUACAACUAUCUCAAAGGAAUGACAAAUUGCAAUAUGGGGUAGGCAAAAAGCUAUACAAUGAUCAGAAGUUUGUUAAGAAAUAUGGCAAGGUGAUGAAGUCUGCUGGUGAAACUUUGGAGCAAAGUGCAAAGCAAAAUUUCAAAGCUUUUACCACUGGUGAAAAGUCCCCAAAUCAAGUAAAGAUUUUUAAUAAAGAUGGUGAUGGAAAUAAUAUUCAAAAUACAGGGAAGAACUCUGAUAUGGAUGAUAAAGUUGAAACUAAAAAUGAAAAAGUUGUACCAAAAUACAAUGGCACAAAGAAAGGUAGAAAGGGAACAAAGAAUAAGAAAAUAUUUUAAGAAUAUUAGAACGAGAAGAAAGGCAUAUCAGCAACCUUACUCCAAUAAGUCUUCUCGUUGCCAUCAAAAUUAAAAACUUUUAUCAAAAUUUGUCGAAUUUAAGCCGUGCACUAAUAAGAAACAUAAAAAACGUAAAGAUAAAAAGUUUUAAGUAACUUUUCAUAUAUCAAAAUAAAGCUUUUAGAACACAUAACACUACACAUUUCACAUAGUAUCAAAGUUAACAUUAUUAAGAAUUUAAGAUUAAUGCAAAAAACUAAUAUCACAUUCCUUGCACAAUAUUCAAUAAUGAUAAUGAGAAAGUUCGAUAAAUCUAAAAAGAGUAGUUGAUACUACUUGAAAACAAAGGAACUCUUCCAGAUAUGAAGAAAAAUUGUCAUUCUUGUAAAUCAUUAAAAAUCAAAUAUCUUU